This is a messenger RNA of Macadamia integrifolia, 2772 nucleotides long. RefSeq names its product probable Histone-lysine N-methyltransferase ATXR5. The record is from RefSeq and is a predicted model, not a curated record. Gene Ontology annotation, molecular function: protein binding. NCBI's taxonomy places the organism in Eukaryota, Viridiplantae, Streptophyta, Magnoliopsida, Proteales, Proteaceae. The transcript has 8 exons. Bases 574 to 1689 code for a protein of 371 amino acids.
GUUUGGUCUAAUACAAGACCGGAACCAGUUCAAAUGACCGAACCAAUUGAUAAGCCAGUGGGCGUUGGGAGUCGGAGACUCGGAGAUACCGGCGGCGGUGGGAAGACGAAGAAGAGAAAAAUAGAGACGUUAAUCAUCUCCUCGAUUUCCUUCCUUUUAGACAGUCGGAGGGCUUCCACGUGUACAUACUAUACUUCCAAAAUGACCAAAAAUUCUCAAUGCCUAUACCAAUUUAUCAUUAUUUCUUCCCGACGUCGAGGAUAUUCUAGUCCUUUCAUACCACAUAGAAAAGCUGAAUCAGCUCGUUGUUCAUCGCUCACUACUGCGUACUUUAGCAAACCUCUGCCAUUUGCAUAUGUGAUUUGGCCAUUAAUUUUCCUCUGGCAUUGCCUCCUUCUAACCUUCUAUUUCUUCUUCUCUCCAAUCUCCAUUCCAUCUAAUCUAAUCUAAUCUUUUUUGGGUUUUCUCUCAUCUAAUUCGUAUCUGUUCUUCCUCUUCUCUGCAACAAUUAAAGAUAUGGAUAGUUAGUAAUGCUUAAAUAGCGCUUAAUUUCAUCAUCGGAAGAGCCAAGCCAUGGCUCCAUCGCAGAAGAUCUUCUCUUUCAAAGGUUCCGUCACCAAACGUACGGAGGCUCCUCGAUGCCUACCCAUAUCUCCACCUACGAAGAAAUACAAGUCCUUGAACAGGAUAAUGGAUACGGCGCCUUACGCAGUGAUUGAUCGAGAUUACAGUGAUGUGGGCUGCGAGCAGUGUGGGUCCGGUGAUCGAGCUGAUGAGUUGCUUCUCUGUGACAAAUGCGAUAAGGGUUUCCAUAUGUUCUGCGUGAGACCCAUUGUCGUUCGAAUCCCAACUGGCCCUUGGUUUUGCCCUCCCUGUUCUGGCAACAAUCGACUAAGGAGAUUUCCGCUGAAGCAGACCAAGAUUGUCAAUUUCUUCCGGAUUCAAAAGUGUUCUGAUGAGGCUGACAAAUGCGCUUCUCCUCAAGAUACUGGGAAGCGUAGAAGGCGUUGUAGAACACUAGUGUUGCAUAAGAAAAGGAGGAGACUAUUGCCAUUUCUUCCUGCAGAAGAUCCUAAGCGUAGGCUGCAUCAGAUGGGUUCCCUUGCUACUGCUUUAACAGCACUGCACAUGGAGUUCAGCAAUGACCUCAGUUACAUGCCUGGUAUGGCCCCAAGGUCUGUCAAUCAGGCCAUGUUUGAAAAGGGUGGCAUGCAGGUUCUGUGUAAAGAAGAUGCGGAAACAUUGGAGCAUUGCAGAGCCAUGUGCAGAAGAGGAGAAUGGCCUCCCCUUUUAGUCGUUUUUGAUUCAUGUGAAGGUUUCACAGUGGAGGCUGACAGUCACAUAAAAGAUAUGACACUAAUCACAGAAUACACAGGCGAUGUUGAUUACAUUAAGAACCGGGAACAUGAUGAUUGUGAUAGUAUGAUGACCCUCCUUUUAGCAAAAAUCCCUUCUAAUAGUCUUGUCAUUUGCCCUGAUAAACGGGGAAACAUUGCUCGGUUCAUUAAUGGCAUCAACAACCAUACUCUGGAGGGCAGGAAGAAACAGAAUCUAAAAUGUGUCAGGUAUAAUGUGAAUGGUGAAUGCCGUGUCCUACUGGUUGCUAUUCGUGAUAUUGCAAAGGGGGAGAGGCUAUACUAUGACUACAAUGGAUACGAGCAUGAAUAUCCAACUCAUCAUUUUGUCUGAGUGUCUCUAUGACUCGCCUUUGGAUCCAAGCAGUUUACAAAAUUUAUAGUUUAAAUCUGGAUCCCUUGGGAUUGACUUUUACUCCAGUAUCUGAUUUUUUUCGUGGCUUACUCAUUAUUGUGCUGAAAUCAGCAUAAUUCAUUCACCGAUUUUAUUUUACCGGAAAACAUUUUAUUUCUAGUGUUCCAUUCUUGGCGAGAGUAGGAAUGACUAGGACAGUUUUCUUCAGUGCCAGUAAAGAAAAGAAUAACAAUUUUUUAUUCUUCAGAGUUUUGUUCCUGAAACUUUGUCUUUUGUAAGACAUAGUUGUUGAUUUGAGGUUACAUUUUGUCAAAUAGCAUUGAACUUGCUUCCAAAAAUACAUUUAUCCAUAAAAUGUUAGAAGCAUUCCUUUCCCUUCGGCUUGUCCCAUAUUUCUGCUAAUCCACCAAUUUGGAACUAAAUUUGACCUCCCAGUGUGAAAUUAGAGUUUGAUCCAUGGUUCUCUAGUAUCUAGAUGGAAAUACCUUAUCGGAGAUAUUUUGUCAGCGCACAUAGGACUCUCAUCCUCAAACAUGCUUGAUCACCAGAAAAUUGGGAUUCACAUUGGUGCUCUAUAAGUUGGGAGGACUUCAGCUCAAGAAUUCAAAGCAGCCAUGAGGAAGAGUAUAGGGAAGUGUGAGAAUCUCUGCAGCAGGAAAUUCUAAUGGGUGGAGAUGGGGAACAUCUGAGCUCAUUCUUCUUGUUGGAACUCUUAGAAGAAAUAAUAAAUAUAUCCAGAUUGAGUUGGGAUGGUUCUACUUUCACCAUCAAUAUUUUGAAUUGGCCAUUGCAAUUUUGGAAAUAUGUCUAGAUCAUGCUCAUUAAAUCACUGCAGUGUGGUAAACAUUUACAAAGAUUGGAAUGCCUGGAGUUAGAUGUAUGCUGCAAAGCAAUGGGGAAUUUUUUUUUAGUUAGUUGGUAGAUGUUCUGCUAAGAAGUCUGAAUUUGCUGAGCAAACCUACCUUCAAAUGAGAGGUCAACUCAUAUAUUCUAUUCUUCUAUAUCAAGAGCGAUGCACUGUGUAAUUAUGGUUAUCAAUAUUUUUUGUAUCUUUUCCUUGGA